Messenger RNA from Mixia osmundae IAM 14324, 1123 nucleotides. RefSeq lists its product as uncharacterized. Lineage: Eukaryota; Fungi; Basidiomycota; Mixiomycetes; Mixiales; Mixiaceae. Bases 1 to 1074 code for a protein of 357 amino acids. The transcript is spliced from 9 exons. The record is from RefSeq and is a predicted model, not a curated record.
AUGUUACUCAAGGUCGCGCCCGCCCUCACGCUUCUCGUCACACUCGCUUCACAUGUGUAUGGCAAUGGCGUCGACUCAUCAGAGAACCCAUCGGCAAGCGCAGGCGGAGCAAAUGCAGUCAAACUUUUCUUCACGCCCGCGUGGGUCCCGGAGUACUCCGUCAAGUGGACUGUUCACCCCGAUGGCAUCUGGUAUGAUGAGCCAAAGCAAAGCAUCAUCCGGGUCGGUCAUUCGCCUUUGACGGGCAAGAUGUACCGCACGACCGAGUAUUACUUCGAUGGUGUGGCGUUCACGCUCUUCUAUGGUGAGGCAGGCAAGAUCGAGGCUGUUCGUGUGGACGAUCCGAUCAUGUCGCACCUGCAAAAGGCCAUCGUCGACGGAGUCUCAGUUCCCGUCGUGCCCGGCAUCAACGAUGUCUUCAACAAUGACCGUGCUGCACCCUUCUUCUCCAGCUCCCUCCUUCCUCUCAAUCUGCGAGCUACAGACAUGCUUUCCUUCGGCCUUCUUUCGCUCGCCCUUGCCAGCCAAACGCUCGCCUUACCCUCUACGACUGCGCCCACGGCUUUCGUCACGACUUACAACGUCACUUUCGGUUCGAUUGGCUACUGCCCGAUCAAUGGUCCCAAGGAUCCCUACCGCUCCGUCGGCAUGAGAAACGGCAAUCUCCUCGUGCACAUCUCCAGCAAUCCUGAUACCGCGCCAACUUUCUCAGACGCUGCCGUCGAGGGUACGACGGCUGCGCCUACGGCACCCUUCAAUGGCAAGGCGUGGACUUUGAAAGUAGCAGCGCCGGAUGUGCCCCUCGUCCCCACCAAGUGGGAUGAUUGCUGCACCGCGAGUUCUUAUCACGAGAUCAUCUUCCCGAUCGAUGGCACAGCCGCUACGACGAACACGUACGAGGGCGGAGGUCAUGCAGGCGCAUCGAUGCUGCAGCACUGCUAUGCUGAUCGCAAGACCAAGAGUGGCGACUCCUGUCAAAAGACCCUCGGCUUCAAGUCAAAGGCCGAUACGAUCAAUGCUUGCGACAUCAGCCAAUCGUUCUGGGAGGCUCCCAUCGUUCAAGCAAAGGCUUGAUCUGCGCAGGUACGCCAAUGCAUUGCUAGCCUUUUGACAAGGCCGGGAC